This is a messenger RNA of Dermacentor silvarum, 6304 nucleotides long. It is a transcript of the gene Tnpo-SR, whose product is annotated as transportin-3-like. Gene Ontology annotation, biological process: protein import into nucleus. The transcript has 22 exons. NCBI's taxonomy places the organism in Eukaryota, Metazoa, Arthropoda, Arachnida, Ixodida, Ixodidae. The coding region runs from base 1 to 2694 and encodes 897 amino acids. The record is from RefSeq and is a predicted model, not a curated record. Gene Ontology annotation, cellular component: cytoplasm; nuclear membrane.
AUGCAGGCGUUUUGUGGUCCGGCCUUCAGGCUGCUGGCAAAUGCCGAUGCCCUGCGCAACCACCCUGACACAGUCGACGACUUGUUCAGGCUAUGCACGAGGUACAUUCAGCGGAUGCCUGUGGUGUUCCUGAAGAACCCCGCCCUGUCGGGUAUCAUCCAGUGUGCUCUCGCUGCCUGUCCUCUGGACCACCGGGAAGCCAACACGUCGGUGAUGAAGUUCCUCUGCGACCUCAUUCACUGCGGACGGUCCAAGAAGGAGACACCGGACUUUGCGGAGCGGCAGUCGCUUGUUGGAUCCUUGCUGUCCAGCCAGGGCCAGACGAUUGUGACCACUCUGAUCCAGUCCUCCAUCUUCUGCCUGCCCACCGCACUCUUGCCCGAUGUGGCUGAGGUGCUCUACGAGUUGAUUGAGUUUGAUCGGCAGUGUGACCUGUGUUUUAUUGGUGGCUUGCAGGAUAUAUGCUUGCAACCUUCGCAAAACCCGGACGAGCGAGUGCGUGCCCGCGUGUUCCGCUGUCUGGGAAGCUGGUUCUCGGUGGGCGGCCUCCGCCUAGAAGACCCGAUAUUGCACAAGCUUUUGGGGCGCGUGUUUGAGGCCCUGAAAAGCCCUAGUUCAUCCUCAAGUGUGCACGAAACAGCGACUGACUGCAUCUGCAAUGCUCUCAUGCUAAUAGGGCAACACUCGUCACAGUCAACAGCCUUGGCUCAAGCCUUGGUGCAGGGCGUGUACACCCUUGUUGAGUCCUACCAUUUAUCGGUAGCACAUGAAGACUUGGACAGAUCGGUGAACUACUGUCGCAUCUUCACAGAGCUGGCUGAGUCUCUGCUCGACGACAUGGUUCAACAUCCAGGACAGGGCCUGGGUGAUACACGUUGUUUGGACUUGCUGCUGACCUGCGUCGGGCACUACGACUACGAGGUGGCAGAGAUCACAUUCAACCUCUGGUAUCGGCUCUCGGAGGCACUCUACAAAGAGAGCAACGACGCGCUGAACGCCUUCUUCGGCCGGUACAUCCAGAUGCUCCUUGUUGCCCUCUGCCGACAUUGCCAGCUGGACCCAGACAAGGAAGGGGUGCCAUCCGACAAGGAUGACUUUGGCGACUUCCGGAAUCGUGUUGCAGAGCUCAUCAAGGAUGUGGUCUAUCUCGUGGGCUCUGCCAACUGCUUUCACCAGAUGUUUGAGAACCUGAAAAACCAGGGUGCUUCGGCCACUUGGGAUGUCACCGAGGCCACCCUGUUCGCCAUGGCUGCCGUGGCAAAGAAUGUUGUGCCGGAGGAGAACGACACAGUCCCCGAGGUGGUGGAGGCCAUCUUAAAGCUGCCUGCUGAGUCGCACACAGCCGUGCGACACACCAGCAUCCAGCUGCUGGGCGAACUGUGCGAGUGGAUCGACAAGCACCCACAGUACCUGGAUCCAGUGCUGACGUUCCUGCUGCAGGCUCUGCAGACGCAGAGCCUGGCGAGCGUGGCGGCAGCCUCCCUGCAGAAUGUGUGCGCCACCUGCCGGUCCCAGAUGGUGGCACACUUCCCGGCGCUACUGCACAUUGUCAGCGCUGUAGACACGCUGAGUGUCUCGACCAGCGCUGCUCUAGGGCUGCUCAAAGGUGCUGUCUUGGUUCUGGCCAAGAUGAGUCCUGAACAGGUCACGGACGGCAUGCGGCAAAUGUGCAGGCUCCAGACUGAGCGUCUGACACGGGUCAUGAAUGCAGAAGAGACUAAUGCCGAGGGAAGCCGGUCUGAGCCGAUCAUCUAUCUUGACAGGCUGGCAGCCAUCUUCAGGAACACCAAUGUGAACAUACCGUUGGGCCAGCCACAUCCCUGUCAGCCCGUGGUGGAGGAGGUGUGGCCGGUGUUGUCUCAAGCAUGCCACCGGUACCAGGCCGACGAGAAGAUCACCGAGCAAUGCUGCCGCUGCAUUCGGUUUGCGGUGCGCUGCAUUGGCCGGCACUCGCACUCCCUGCUGCAGCCCCUCGUCACACAGAUGGUGCAGUUGUACCAGGUGCACCAGCACUCCUGCUUCCUCUACCUGGGAAGCAUUCUCGUGGACGAGUAUGGCUCGGAGGCAGGUUGCGUUCAAGGCCUCAUCGAAAUGUUGCAGGCGUUUUGUGGUCCAGCCUUCAGGCUGCUGGCAAAUGCCGAUGCCCUGCGCAACCACCCUGACACAGUCGACGACUUGUUCAGGCUAUGCACGAGGUACAUUCAGCGGAUGCCUGUGGUGUUCCUGAAGAACCCCGCCCUGUCGGGUAUCAUCCAGUGUGCUCUCGCUGCCUGUCCUCUGGACCACCGGGAAGCCAACACGUCGGUGAUGAAGUUCCUCUGCGACCUCAUUCACUGCGGACGGUCCAAGAAGGAGACACCGGACUUCGCGGAGCGGCAGUCGCUUGUUGGAUCCUUGCUGUCCAGCCAGGGCCAGACGAUUGUGACCACUCUGAUCCAGUCCUCCAUCUUCUGCCUGCCCACCGCACUCUUGCCCGAUGUGGCUGAGGUGCUCUACGAGUUGAUCGAGUUUGAUCGGCAGGCACUGACAACAUGGUUGGAGAACGCUCUGAAGCUUCUACCAACGCACAGCAGUGGUGGAGCUGUCACAGCCACGCCAGCACAGCUGCAGGAAUUCCUGUCCACAGUUACUAGUGCCGAGCACAUGAGGAGCAUUUCCACAUCACUACGGGACUUCUCUAGGCUGUACCGAUGAGCAACAUGUGCAAAAAGUCUCACAGGACUAUUCUUACAGUUGUGGUGGAGCUCUUUGAUCGUUAUUUUGGCCUUUCCUCCCCCCCCCCCUCCCACCCUCUACCCCUCCUUUCCUCCUCGUGUGUUGACAGCUCGUCUCACCGUCUGUGAGCUGCGUCGUCCAGUGUCAUCUUGUGGACAUUGUAAAGUUCUGGAGAAAAGUAGUGAUGCAAUGCUUCCUGGGAAGUAUUGUUCGUAUUAUUAUUAUUUUCUGUAUUCAUCUGUUUGAAACGGAGCUGUUGGUUGCAGACACAAGUGUGUGAGCCCAGUGCCGUUCCCAAGUGGCCUGUUCAUAUGUAUGACCUGUUCUCUUGUUCGCCACGACACAACUCAUUCUUACUCACUCUGGCUUUGAGAGUUGGUGGUUUCCUUUAACUCCAUCUUGGGCAAGUGUCCUAUUUGUACGAUUGACCUUGGCUACAGCUUGCAUCUGGCUUGGAUUUGUUUUGCCCGAGAUAUUGUGGCCUUCUGUUAAAGGCUGUGCUCUUAAACCCAUCACUCGUGCCACCUUGCAUGCUGAACACUAAGUCAUUGCUUUUUUGUUUUCUUGCUUUCAUUGAGUUGUUGAAAUUUCAGGAAGGGUCAUGUUGCUACAUGGAAUGCUCAAAGCAGUGCUUCUUUUAUACCUGUUGUAGACUGUUGCAAGUGUGUGUGCAGAUGCGAGACCUUUCCAUGAGGUAGUGUUGUGUACAUAUGUGCCUCAAAUUUUGUUCUGUUGGCCUACACGUAAAGCUUUACAUUGUAAUUAAUAGGCGUCUUCAGUUUCCUAGCAAGGCGCUGGCACAGCUUGUGUAAUGGGGAAAGGUGCGACUAAUACUUUCGCAUGAAGUUUAUUAAUGUUGUGGCUUUAAUAGGUAGGGAUUUUGGGGUUUGAUUUUCUUUUAAAGUUAGAAGAAAGUUGCAUGGCUGAGAAUAGUUUUAGCAUAUGAGGUUUUUUAAUGCCACAAAGAUGUUGAAGCUGUUGGAGACUGUUGUUGAAUUGCCUGGCUCCUCAAGCACCGGGUGUUUUUUUGGUCAUGGUGCUGAAAGUUGGCGAGAGACCUCCUUUUUGGUGUCAUGAUUUAAGUAUGUGUCACAUGCUGAUGACAUACCUUUAUGUUAUGCUUGCUUGCGAUGACCAUGCUGGCACUGCUGCCAUCAGGGUUGACCCGAACUACCAAGUGCAUGCUUUGCGUUGCUAAAGUAUUGGCUGCUAAUUCCAAGACAGCAUCUAGGGUCGACAUAUAGCAUCGGUCAAUACUGGGCGUGAUCGCCAUGGCGAAAGCUGGCAAAAUGUGGGACUACGUUUGCUGUUUACUUGUGCCACAUGAGCAUGUGCAGCAUUUGCUAGAGCUACACGAGUCACGUGGCUGUGGUCACAUGGUCACGUGUCACGUGGCUGUGGUCACAUGGUCACGUGUUCCGGUUAAGUCUGAUGGCGGCGGUGUGUACGAAAAUGCAGGAUGUCUGAUGAACUUGAGGUGAUUGUUAGUUUUUUUUUUUUACUGGAAGAUUAUAAGGCCAGGAGAUGUUCCAAGCAAUGGUAAAGCUGUGAUGGAUUAACAAGACCAAAUUUUCUGAAGGAUUUGUGUGUAAUUUCUAUGCACUUGUUGGAGUGACAAGCUUCGUGGGUCUUGAUGCAUGGUUAUGUUUUGGUGCUAUGCCUUUGCAUAGUUGAUCAGCUACUGAGCACAGAAUGUAACGAGUGUGGAACGAUGGGUGAAUGUUUCUGCCUACCGUGCGUUGCUUCACAAUGGUAGCAAUUAUGGUUCCUUUCUUCAAGCACUGAAGGUAGUUUUUUUUUUUCUUCUAGUAACUGCUUCAACUGGGCACUUUUCAUGAUAGUGACAGGCAUUUGUAGACGGCAUGAUGCAUAUGCAUUGCUGCGACAUUGGAGGGUAUUAAUUUACAAGCAGUGCCGAAUGCUUCACCACUGUCAGCCUGACAGUCACAUCAUUUUGUUUUGAAAUGUCUGAACUGGACUGCUUCGGUUGUGACUUUCACCAGUCUCCAUGAAAUGGGGGCUGCCUGCUCGUCAUAUGCCAGAUGUUUUCAACUGCAGAGAUUUUGGUUGAGUGAUGUGAAUUGAGUGCUUGUAAGACGUAGCACUAAUUUCAGUUGCUACUGAUUUCAGUGUAAUAUCUGUUUCCUCUGGAUGCAAAACGGGCUACGUGCCCGUCGUAUGCCAGAAAUCGGCAACUGCAAAGCUCUUGGCUGAAUCAACUGAAUGGAGUGCUUGUUAGACGUAGCACUUAUUUCAGUGUCUUGGUUUCCUCGGGAUGCAAAGUGCAGAAAAACCGUGUGGACCCUGUAGUCGCUGGUUUAGAACUCUCGGAGGGCGCAUCAUCGCGGGGCCAAGUUUGGAGCAGUAUAGACAAGUGGUCUGGUGCUGGUUUUAGUAAGUGCUUUGCUUGGUUUGGAAAUUGCUUCUUAAUGUAAGCCCAUGCAAGCUGCAUCAUAUCGGUUGUAAGUGGAACUAGAAUUUAGUAGGAAGAUUUUACUACCAAGGCUUCCACGGGGGGGUGCGUUAUGCCUACUAGCAGCCUACUGACUUUGUAUAACGUGAUAAACAUGGUGCCCCGUCUAACAGCAUGCUAGACCUUACAAGUGUAGGAUGUCCUGGAGAGGAAUGUGCUCAUUUUUCAGGAAAGGCAAUUUUUGAGGCAUGUGCAUUUCACCUGUAACUGUGCUGCACUGUAAAAGGUGGCCAGAUGGUUGCAUCACUACAAUAAGAUCAUUCCGUAAUGGAGGGAAGGUUGUCUCUGUGUUCUAGGUAUGUCUGCAGCACACGUUUUUUAAAAAUGCUGAUGCUCCCAUAACUUGGAAGACUUGUGCAUGCCUUCAUGACUGCGGGAGGUAGGCCUAACCUCACUUCUAGCACUGAGGUUCAGGCAUUAUAAUGUGCAUAUUUUCGUAUAGUGCUGCAACGUGUUAUAUUUUGUAGUACAAUAAAGAUGUUUCUAAGUUUGGGAGCUGUGGCAUUGGGGCCACUUCAGCUAAUGAGAAUUUUGAUAACUGUGUUAUGCUUGUGCAUCUGCUGUGCCCAUUUGCUCUUGCCAUUUCACAUGCAGAGCUGUUUUUCUUUGCUUUUCGCCCAUUUAUUUCAGUUUGGCAUGGCUUUGGUACAGUCGGCUUCCUUUAAUUUGACGUCGCAGGACAUGUGACCAUUGGUUCAUACUACAGAAAUUUCAAGGCAAAAAAGCAGCCUUAUUUGUCCCAAUUAGGGAAUGAACUCAAGGUGAGAAGCUAAGGAAGAAUAGCUUGACGGUGUAUGAGCUGAAACAAAAACAUAUUUAACAUUCACAGGCACCGGUUUGAAAAUUUUAACAUGAUUUAAUUAAAAAUGCUUAACAGGCUCACUGAUGUUCAGUUGAAGGGAGGUGACUGUACUAAACGGAUUUUUCAGGACUGCACUUUCCUGGUCAUUGUGCAAGUAUUAUAGAAUUUCCUUUUUUUUUUUUUCUAAUUGUACUGCCAACAAGUAAUUUCCACCCUUCAUAUUAGUAAAUAUGUGACAAUUUGAGACAAAUAUAAGAUUACGGUUUCGUUUCAUGCUUUGGGAACUGUUGGUUUUUAUAAAAAUGUAAAUAUCA